GCGGGCGCAAGCCCGAUGACCUCUGCAGAGUCGUCCCUGCCAGUGUGGGGACCGAGAGGAGGAGGUCGGUGUCGUUUGGGGAGGUCACGGUGCCGGUGACGUUUGACGACGUGUCCGUCUAUUUCAACGACAAGGAAUGGGAGAAGCUGGAGGAGUGGCAGAAGGAGCUCUACAAGAACGUGAUGAAGGGGAACUACGAGUCGCUGAUCUCCCUGGACUAUGCAAUUUCCAAACCUGGUGUUUUGUCUCAGAUCGAGCAAGGAGAGGAAUCGCGGGUCAGGAACGAGCAGGACUUGGAGGAGAGCGAGAUCAUUACCGAUGCCACCGCAG
Molecule: messenger RNA, 330 nt
Organism: Cariama cristata (Red-legged seriema)
Lineage: Eukaryota; Metazoa; Chordata; Aves; Cariamiformes; Cariamidae
Product: protein ZNF783-like
Exons: 3
Biological process (GO): regulation of DNA-templated transcription
Source: RefSeq, a predicted model, not a curated record